Corticium candelabrum is the source of this 1980-nucleotide messenger RNA. RefSeq names its product progesterone-induced-blocking factor 1-like. The record is from RefSeq and is a predicted model, not a curated record. Gene Ontology annotation, cellular component: centriolar satellite. The transcript has 15 exons. Gene Ontology annotation, biological process: cilium assembly. The coding region runs from base 151 to 1803 and encodes 550 amino acids. Lineage: Eukaryota; Metazoa; Porifera; Homoscleromorpha; Homosclerophorida; Plakinidae.
GAACGAGGAGCAGAUUUUCGAGGUCGUGUGUGGGUAUUGACAGAAGAAGAAUAUGAUGAAUUGAGUAGGAAAGAGCAGUCUGCUCUGAGUUUGAGUGAAGAGCUGCAACUUCACGUGUAUAGUCUGUGUGCUCCUUUGAGAGUAGAGUGUAUGCAGUUGAGAGAUCGUCUCGAACAGACUGAUGCCCAAAUGAAAGAGAGGGAACGAGAGCUGGAUAACAGUUGUCGUGAGUUGAACGAGAAAGCGUUUGCUUUGUCCGAAGUUCAACGAGAAUGUGAGAGAUAUCAAACCAACGUCGUACAUCUGGAGAGCCAAAUACGAGAAGCAGAUUAUAAGCAGACGAAUUUUGAUCGAGUCAAAAGUGAACGAGAUCAACUUGAACGUGAAUGUGCACACUUGAGACAUUCUGAGUCAUUGAUAGAGGCCUCACUUACCAACUGCCAGAAGGACAGAGAUUCGGCUCAACAUGAACUGCUUGCUAGGCAGCAAACUUUGGCAUUACUAACUCAAGAUAAGGAAUAUUUGACGAGACAAGUUCAGGAUUUGACAGGUCGAUGCCAUCAUGCUGAAGAGAGGGCUGACUCUUUGAAUGGACAACUGUUGGAGAGCAAGAAAGCACGAGAAGAUUUAUAUGAGAAAUUUGUUGUGUCUAGAGAGCAAUCAAAGUCAGAGUAUGAGAGGAAACUAUCUGACGAGAUACAAAAGCUUAGAAGUCAGACUGCUGUGGAAUUGGAUCAGGUCAGGACUUCACUGAAAGACAUGUAUGAAAGGGAGAACAGGAGUCUUCAUGAAGCACGUGAUUUGGCUGUCAGUGAAAAAGAGAACGCAGUUCAGUCACUGCAUGAAUCUCAAGCAAAAGUGGAGCAGUUGAGUCUUCAAAUGCGUCAUUUACAGCUGCAGCUAGACAGUAAGACUGGCGAGCUACAUAGCGACCUUCGACUGAAAUCUUUUGAGACAGAGAAGGCUCAAAUGUUACUGGAAGAACAGUCAAUAAAUCUGAAGAAGCUUUGUAUGGAAAAUGACAAAUUGAAAGAAAAGCUUGAGGUUUUGACACGUGAAUUUUAUACUCUUCAGUCAUCAUCAGACAAACAUAUUGCAGAAUUAGAAAAUGAGUGUUGUCAACGUGCAGAGAAACUUGGAUCGUAUGAGAAGGUGGAAAGAGAGCUCGAUGAAGUUGUCAUGCAGGCAGCUGAAGUAUCUGAUAACGGUGAGGCAGAACGAGUUCUAUUCUCUUAUGGCUAUGGAGCUAAUGUACCAAGUACAGCUAAACGACGGCUUCAGCAGAGUGUUCAUUUGGCGCAACGAGUUCUUCAAUUAGAGAGAGACAAUACAAGCCUUAGACAGGAAGUUGAACAAGGACAGGAUGAUUACAAACAACUACAAGAUGAGUUAGCAGAAAGUCGACAACAUUUGGAUGAGUCGAGACAACCUUACUCUUAUCUGAUUGAAAGUAUGAAGUCUCGAGAUGAACAGAUCAAAGUGCAGAGACUAAAGAUGGAGAGCUUGGAGAAUGAAGUCAGGAGGUUAAAUGCAGAACGAAGUGAAUUAGUAAGAUCAAAGAAUUUGAUGUCUGCCGAUUUGGAGAGACUUCUUAGUCAGAGAGAGGAAAUGGCAGUCAUGAGACAGUUACUUGGCGGUUUACACAAUCAAAGAAGUUACCCUAGCAGAACUACCGACGUUCAUGGAGCAUCUAGUACUGCAGUGCACAUGCCACCGCCGACUGUCUUGUCAAGACGGGACCCUCCUGACUGGUAUCGAAGACUGAAACAAAUGUCAGCACCUGUGAAAUUGAAAGGAAGGUGAGGAGAGAGGUCUCUACAAUAUGGAGGAGCCCAGGGAGCAUAAAACAAGACAAGCCAUGUUUCAUCACUCUACCUUCAAGGAAGAAUCAGUGAGCUGCUUGACUUUCUCGCUUGGUGGGAGUGGCUUCUCAGGAAAGGCCAAGUAGAGAACUACAGUAACAAAAUCAGACCAUAAAAU